Messenger RNA from Prunus armeniaca (apricot), 1167 nucleotides. The record is from the annotation of a GenBank genome assembly. Lineage: Eukaryota; Viridiplantae; Streptophyta; Magnoliopsida; Rosales; Rosaceae.
AUGUGUGCUGACCAAAAAGCCAAUGAGGAGGGAGUCUUGUGGCGGCGAAGAGGCGAUGGAUCCAUCGGUUGCAUAGGCCGGCAGAGUGCCGAGGAUGGGGAGGAGAUGAAGGAGGGAGAUAUGGAAUUGGGGGAGCUGUUCAUUAAUUGUCCUGAAAUUUCUAGCAUGCCAAGCUCUUCUAAAUCCCGAGUGAUACUAUCGAUUGGCAAUCAUCAUGACCAACCCGAUCAUUUCAGGAAGGAUCGCUUCAUGGAUGAUGCUAAUGGUUCAUGCAAAGGGAAGAAUUUAGAAUGUGUAUCAGGUUGUAGCGAAAGGAAUUUGAGGAGAAAAUUGGAUGAUGAGGAUGAUGGGAUAACUUGUUCACAAGAUGCUUGUUAUGCAGGUAGCCAAAGUAAGGCACAAAUUACAACCAGCAAGUGUGUGGAAGUUGAGGUUUCAACAGGCUCAAGUUCAAGUUCAAGUUCAGUAGAUAUUGCAAUUGAAUCUUCCAACCAUAUUUCUUUAGGUGCUCAUGAGGAUGCCCCUCUGUCUACCCAAGGAAGACUAGAGAGCAGGGAUGAUCUUCAUGAUCUUCAUGAUGUUCAGAAUAUAAGUACUAUCUCAGGGAGUAAUGUCAGGGAAGGUGGCUGUGUAGAGAGAGCAAGCAACAGCCUAUCAUCGGAUAGGACAAAUAAGGGAAGUUACACGAGUACAAAACUAACACAAGCAUCUAAGAUGCAAUGGCCAAAGUGGACAGUGUCUCACAUGUUGAGUUUGUCGAGCAUGGAGAAAGUGAUGAAUUAUUACCGUGUUUUGAAUUUGGCCGAUAACUUGAAAGAUGAGGAUCUACGUUGUUUCUUGGAGGAACAGCUUUCCAAGGAGAAAGCUGGGUUGUCAGAGACAACCAUUAUGAACCGUUUAAGAACAAGACUCCAUGUAUCGGAAACAGUGCGCGAACCCGAUAGUUGCAGCAUUUGCAUGAUUGAAUAUAAGGACCAAGACAAGAUUGCGAGUUUAUAUUACUGCUCUCAUGAAUAUCAUUCCGACUGCAUAAAGGAGUGGCUUCUGAAGAACAACCUUUGUCCGAUGUGUAGGGCACUAGCUAUAAUCCCAGAAGACUACCCCUGUUGGGAUGGUGAUGUGCGGUUACACCAAGCAUUCUUUGUGCAUUUGAAGCUUUCUGCUUGA